Entamoeba invadens IP1 is the source of this 570-nucleotide messenger RNA. RefSeq lists its product as hypothetical. The transcript has 4 exons. The record is from RefSeq and is a predicted model, not a curated record. NCBI's taxonomy places the organism in Eukaryota, Evosea, Mastigamoebida, Endamoebidae. The coding region runs from base 1 to 570 and encodes 189 amino acids.
AUGCUGAUUUUGAAGCUAGUACACAAGGAUAUCAUAUACCAUAUUGUGUUUGUUAUUCUAAAAGAGGUGAAGAUAAGAUUUAUAAUAAAUAUGGUAAAGAUUGCGCAUAUGAUUUCUUAUGUGAUUUACCACAUAAUGCUAUUCUUAUGCUUUAAUUUCUACAUCAUUAGCAUCUUUUCCAAAGAUAAAUUUAUCCAUAUAACUAUUUCAAUGGGGUUGAUAUUGAAAAAUAAUAUGGGUACAAUAUUAGAAGCUGAUAAAUAUGAAAUAAAGCCAUGCACUGAAGACCAAUUUGAACUAUUUAAUGAAAAUAUUGAUAAAAUUGAGAAUUGUAGAAUUGAUGAAUUUCAUUUCGAUAUGAAAGCUUAUUGUGUUUUCUACUGUAAUCAAGACGUUAGAAUCUUAAAACAAGAUAAUUUAAAAGAAUAUGGUGGUAAAGUUAGAGAAUUUAUUCAAGGAGCUAUUUAUGGAGAAAGAUGUAUGACUAGAGAUAAUAAAAAGUGGCAUGUAACAGAAGAAUUAUAUGAUAAUGAUGCUUGUUCAUUAUAUCUAAGUGCUAUUAACAGAUAA